CAGAUUAGUAAAGAGUAUUGAUUUCAUAUGGGCAAGCCUGGAAAGUUAUAAUGGUGAAUAAGGAAAAGGAAGUAGUUGACCAGCAGAAAAUUGAUUCUAUCAACGACGAUAAUAGCACAGCCAGCGACCACAAAAAUGUAUCUGAUGAAUAUACUGACACAGACUCAAAGACCUCAGAUCCUACAAAUUUGCACAAUAAUAAUGAGGAGCUGGUGAACUGUUCCAUUGAUCAACAGACUCAUAUAAAAGAUAUUAAUAGCGUCAAAACUACAGUCAGUGAAUUUAACAACACAAAAAAUACCGAUAAUAAUGAUAGCAUCACUCCUAAAGAUCAGAUAGAUACUAACAUAGCAAAAUUGACUGCAAGAGUUAAUGACUUAGAUUUGAAGUUGAAAGAAAAAAAUGCUAUUAUUGAGGAGUUAAGGCUGAAAGAUAUUUCAGAUAGUUCUAAUUUGAAUGUUAAUAAAAAUAAAAACCACUACGAAGUUAUAAUUGAUGAAUUAAAUAAUAAGUUGGAGCACUCUCAGUCUGAAAAAUCAAAAUAUGAAUCCCAAUACAAUGCUUUACUAAAUAAAUUAUCUGGAAUGAAAUCAGUUUUUCAAAAAAUGAAAACCUCACAAAAUGAUAUAACAUUAAUGAAUGAAAAAAUAUUGACAUUAAAUGAACAAAUCUCAGGUUUGAAAAAUGAUAACAUAUUAGCUCAAAAAGAAAACAAUGAUCUCAAAAAACAGUUGAAUUCAAUGAAAUUUGAAAAUGAUGGCGUCGUUUCUGCUUUAAAUUCAAAAAUGAGUGAUUUAAAUAAAGAUUUGACAAAAAAAACAAUCACUAUAAACAAUUUGAAUAAUUCGAUUCAGGAUUAUCUAAUUUUAAUUGAUGAAAAUAAGAUAUUAGUCAACACUUUAAAUAAUCAAAUUGUAACUUUAAAAAACUUGAACGAAGAGAAAGCUGUGCAAAUUAAUUUGAUUAACCAAGAAAAAAAUGAAUUGCUUCAAAAAUACUCAAUUAAUCUGGAUAAUUUAAACAAUAAAAUUCUUCAGUUUUCUGAUAAAAAUGAAGAAUUACUCCAGAAAAACAAUAAAUUAGUUCAAAACCAUAAGGAACUGGUCUUUGUUAUUGAAUCAUUAAAAAAUCAACUUUUAGAAAAAGAUUUAGAAAUUACUAAGCUAAUCAAAUUUGAAAAAGAAAUUAAAGAAAAACAGUUAAUUAUUGGGAAAUUAAGACACGAGGCCAUUAUUUUAAAUGAACAUUUGACAAAAACAUUUAAAAAAAUACAAAAUAUUGAAAGCAACGAAAAUUCAAGUGUUGAUAAAGAAUUAAUCUCAAAUUUAAUUUUAAAAUUUUUAUCUAUUCAAAGAGGUGAUGCCAAAAAAUUUGAAGUUUUGAAAUUAAUAAGUAGCUAUUUAAAUUGGGAUAAAAAUCAACAAAUUCAAGCAGGUCUCAUCCAUGGAAAUAUAGUUCCAUCUUCACCUUUUAGAAAGAGAAAUUUUAGUAAUGCAACUACCACAAAUUCUAAUAGCAGUGCUUAUUCUUUGAACUCACAUUCACCAACUAAUAUCAGUGGAAUGGAAAACAGUUAUAAUUAUAAUAACGAUAAUGAUUCAACACCAAAACGUAGCUUCAGUGGAAUGCUACUAAAUGACUCCAAAGAAAGUUUUGCAUCUUUGUGGACAGAAUUUUUAGAAAAAGAAUCAUCCACAAAAAAAUAAAUCUUUUAGCGCUUUCUUAAUAUUUUAUCUACUUUUUAUCAUUAUCAUUAAAUUUUAAUCAUGAUUUUUACUUCUACUUUUUAAU
This is a messenger RNA of Ascoidea rubescens DSM 1968, 1791 nucleotides long. RefSeq lists its product as uncharacterized. NCBI's taxonomy places the organism in Eukaryota, Fungi, Ascomycota, Saccharomycetes, Ascoideales, Ascoideaceae. Gene Ontology annotation, molecular function: small GTPase binding. Gene Ontology annotation, cellular component: Golgi apparatus. Gene Ontology annotation, biological process: endoplasmic reticulum to Golgi vesicle-mediated transport; Golgi organization. Bases 51 to 1706 code for a protein of 551 amino acids. The record is from RefSeq and is a predicted model, not a curated record. The transcript has a single exon.